Messenger RNA from Malania oleifera, 1977 nucleotides. RefSeq names its product putative pentatricopeptide repeat-containing protein At5g52630. NCBI's taxonomy places the organism in Eukaryota, Viridiplantae, Streptophyta, Magnoliopsida, Santalales, Ximeniaceae. The record is from RefSeq and is a predicted model, not a curated record. Gene Ontology annotation, biological process: RNA modification. Bases 67 to 1752 code for a protein of 561 amino acids. The transcript has a single exon. Gene Ontology annotation, molecular function: protein binding; zinc ion binding; RNA binding.
AAAGCAGUAGCGACUGUCCAACACAUCUCGAAUGGUUGCAUUGGCAACGAGCGGGAGCCCUAAAACAUGACUCAAACACACACAGACCCGCGGGCGAUACACGCCCGCGCUAUCACGAGCGCUAACACCCAUCUUCCCCUCCUCAACAACCUCAUCACCCUCUACUCCAAAUCCAACCUCCUAUCACAUGCCCUCACCCUCUUCCACCUCAUCCCAUCACCCAACGUCGUCUCAUGGACAGCCCUGAUCUCCGCUCACAUCAAUUCCCCCCUCUCCCUGCGUCACUUCCAAUCCAUGCUCCGCCACCCCACCCUGCCCAACCAGCGCACCUUAGCCUCCCUACUCAAAACCUGCGCCUCCCUCUCCGCGCUCUCCUUCGGCCUCCAGCUCCACUCCCUCUCCCUCAAGCUCUAUCUCGCCGCCCAGCCCUUCGCCGCCUCCGCCCUUGUCCACUUUUACGGCAAAUGUCGAUUGCCAGACGAAGCUCGAAAAGUGUUCGACGAAAUUCCCCAAAGAGACGAAGUCUGCUACGCUUCCACGAUCGUCGGUCUCGCGCAGAAUUCCCGGUCUGUCGACGCUCUCUCCGUCUUCGCGGACAUGAAAUCCUGCAAUGUGCCAUCGACCAUGUACAGCCUGUCCGCGGUUCUUUCUGCUGCGGCGGAGCUUGCGGCCUUGGAACAAUGCAGGAUCAUUCAUGCGCAUGCGGUUGUGAGUGGGUUGGAUUCGGAAGUGGUUGUGGGUACGGCGUUGAUGGAUAGCUACGGAAAGUCAGGUUUGGUAUCAGAUGCUCGCCGGGUGUUUGAUGAAAUGCUUCAUAGAAUGAACGUUGUGGGCUGGAAUGCUAUGAUGUCCGGGUAUGCACAGCAGGGUGACAAGAACUCGGUGCUUGAGCUUUUUGAUUCCAUGCGGAUUAGAGGGCUGUUGCCGGAUGAAUAUAGCUUUCUAGCGGUCCUUACGUCCCUGUCCAAUGCCGGUUUGGCUGAGGAGGCUGACUGGUGGCUGACCCAGAUGAAAUUGGAUUAUGGGUUGGAGCCAGGUCUAGAGCAUUACACAUGUUUGGUGGGUGCGAUGGGCCGAGCAGGCCGAAUCGAAGAUGCCGAAAGGGUUGCACUGACAAUGCCAUUCGAGCCAGAUGCCGCUGUCUGGCGAGCAUUGUUAUCAACCUGUGCGUAUCAUGGUGCGGCAGACAUGGCUUGGGCAAUGGGGAAGAGGCUAUUAGAGCUCGACCCAAAUGAUGACUCGGCUUACGUGAUCGUGGCAAAUACGUUCUCGGUUGCGGGGAGAUGGAAUGAAGUUUCGGAAGUGAGGAAGUUGAUGAAAGACAGAAGAGUGAAGAAGGAAGGUGGGAGGAGUUGGAUUGAGGUGCGAGGGGAGGUUCAUGUGUUUCUGGCGGGGGAUCGGAGGCAUGCAAGGGUGGACGAGGUUUAUGCGAAGUUGGCGGAGUUGAUGGGGGAGAUUGAGAAGUUGGGGUACGUGCCGAUAUGGGAUGAGCUGUUGCAUGAAGUGGAGGAAGGGCAGAAGAGGGAAGCCCUCUGGUAUCACAGUGAGAAAUUGGCGGUGGCGUUUGGGGUGGUGAGUGGGGUGGCGCCGGGCAAGGCUUUAAGGAUAGUGAAGAAUUUGAGGAUAUGUAGGGAUUGUCAUGAAGCUUUCAAGUACAUUGGCAGGGUGGUAGAGAGGGAAAUCAUUGUGAGGGAUGUUAACAGAUACCAUAGAUUUUUGAAUGGUGCCUGUAAUUGUAGAGAUAUUUGGUAACUUAUUCGAUAGGAAACAACAACAAAAUUUCCCGGACGAGUUUUAUUUAUUUUGUUUUUUUUUUUUUUUUGCCAGAGGAUUUUCCUUAGAAAUGUUGAUGAUGAACUUGUUUUCAGCCUCAGGUCCGUUUGGAACUCAGAAAAUGUUAAAAUAUCAAAAAAUUCUUAUUUUAAUGUUUGAUGAUAAGAAGAAAAAUAUAAGAAAAAUUGAGUUUCUUUUUAUUUU